Fusarium venenatum is the source of this 2634-nucleotide messenger RNA. NCBI's taxonomy places the organism in Eukaryota, Fungi, Ascomycota, Sordariomycetes, Hypocreales, Nectriaceae. The record is from RefSeq and is a predicted model, not a curated record.
AUGCAGACUACAGACCUUCCUUCAUGGUUGUGGCUCCCACUCGAGGACAACUGUGAGUGGGAUUCCCCAUUCAACAUGGGGAACUGCUUCGACCAACAGUACCACAACGUCUUUUUCGUUUUGAUCGAGGCGUUAAUCUACCUCACACGGUUCACGACGUUGCCGUUAUUUCUCUUCUUCGCGGGGAUGCACGGCGAGUGUAUGGCCACCUUGCCCAUGGCCAUCCUCUCUACAAUCACCAUCAUCCCCAUGAUCCUCUUGCGACUCAUCUGGGCAGAAGACUGCCACACCUAUGGGGGUAUGGGCAACCCCAUGGUGGAAUAUUCUGUCAAGACCUGGGCCAUCCUCUCCAUACCAAACAUUGUUUCAUGGGCUCCCAGUGCCGCUUUCAUGGUGAGCCAGUUGGUGCGAAUCGUUGGGGAAACUUUCAUUUCUCUUCGUAUUCAAGCCGACUCCAACUUCGACGCCGAGACUCUUUUCCCUGCUCCCUUUGCUGGGAGGGACUGGGAUUCAGACCUCGGCGAAUCCGGUGCAGAAGCCUGGAUAAAAAAUGCCCGACGGCAGGAAGAAGAGGGGGUUGCAGCGGAGCAGAGGAGAUUGGAGCAGGCCUCUUUGCUGAUGCAGAAGCUCGCAGAUGAGAACGACACCGCCAUAUGGAAAGCUAUCAGCAGGAGGCGACCACAGCCCAUCUUCAGACGCCAGUCAGCUCUAACUCACUGGCAAGAGACUGAGCUGCUGGCCGAAGAGAAGGGCCUGAGCAAGAAGCAAUUCUUGGCUCGGCGCUAUGAGGUCGUGCCAGUGGACCAGAGCACUCAGUCGGACCCGACCGACUUUACUGACGACAGGGUGAUGAAGACGCCGGUCAGUCCGAUUGCCGAGAUCCCCCCUUCUCCCGGCGUUCAGUCUGACUUGGCCGAGUCCCCUGUUCUGACGCAAGUCGAACUGUCUGAGCCAGCUCCCACUAGCUCCUCUCCACCAUCUCCUUCUGCCCCCUCCCCUCACGAGACGACACCGAAGAAGCCAGUUUCUUCACCCACCACCACCGCCAUUACACCUGGCAGAGAGAAGCCUCCUCGUAGUGUCUCCUCGGCAAGAGGUUGUCGAGGCCAUCAGCCCUCUGCCCUCUCUCCCAUCUCCUGGCGUCGUUGGUGUUGUAUCCUCUUCCCCUCUGAAGAAGAGCCCCCUCCCCAAGCCAUCGUUCCUUUUGCAGAACCGGCGGGACUUGAACCCACACAACAGCCGCCAUCGCCCGAGCAGGCCGCCGGUUCUGCCACUUCCUUCGGCCACGAGAUUCCAUGGAUCCCCGACAUCCCCGAAGAACUCCUUUUCACAGCGGCGAAUGGAAGUGAGGACGGCCGGGAGGAAAGCCUUCACCAGGGGCUCUUCCAACCCACUACUUGCAUCUCUCCCUCCUGGGACCCCACCGAACUUGAUGCCGCCAUCGAUGCUCUGCUGAACAAUGUCGAUGAGGUGGGUGAGCAGGUUUGGGAUGAGAUGGCGAUCGAUAAUCGCCAAGCCGAGGAUGUGGAGAUGGAAGAGCAAGGCGAAGGUGAGGUAGAGGUACUGACUUCGUCGCAGGCCGUCAACUGCGAGAUGGAGGAGGCCGCUAUGGAACCUCUGACGGAGGAGGAGCAGGAGCGGAUGAUCCAGGAGGCCUCAUGGGAGGCGUUGGCAGCUCUCCUCGGCGAGGAUGAGUUCUGUGACGAUCCAUCACGGAUGGUCAUUGACCAUGUCGUCGCGCCUACCCAAGCUCUCUCCGUUCCGCAACUCCCCCUUCCAGAGUUCCACCGACCUCCACCACCGCAGGCCUCCAUCUUCCAUUUCGAGGCCUCCCGGCAGACCGUUCCAGCAGACUAUGGCAUGUCCCAGCAGGAACAGGAAGACCUCGAAAUGGAAAUGGAGGCAGCGUUCGACACCGAGAUGGAGGACGCGAGGGACGAGGAAGAGGUUGGCAUGGGCCCUCAAGCACCCGUUGAAGAGAUUCGCCCACGGAGGAUCUUGGUACCAAGGGCUCAGGGAUCCCGACACAAUCCCAGCCAACCUCCUACUCAACCCACGCCCACUCCAUCUACAACCACCAAGGAAGUUGAAUCUCAGUCCAAGAGGGCUCGGCCCCCGUCCACCGAGCAAAUGGCCCCUGAGCCCAAACGGGCUCAACAUGUUCCCAUCCAUCCUUCGUCCCCUCCCACCACGCCCACUCCCACAAAUGCUUCGCCCAAGCGGCAACCAAAUAACCAACACACAACCACCAGCGCCCAUACCAGCGGCAGCUCCCCUUCUACUACUAUAACUCCUGAGCAGAAAGCCGCCUUCGAGAAGAAGAAGCAGGCACAGAUCAAAGCGCAACAGGAAGCUCGAAGAAGCAAAAAGCCGAACCUAUUUCACCAAAGCAAGAAACCAGCUACACCGGUUCACCCCUCCCCCAACACACCUCAUCGACAAGGCACUCCCAGCCAACCAACGACACCAUCGCCAAUGCCACAGAUCAAAGAUGGCAGCGUGAAAGCGGCUGCCGAAGUAACCUUCGGCACGCCCGGCUCAAAUCAAAAGAAGGAUGGGCCCAAGAUCGUACCAGGCAUCCCAAGCCACCUACGAGACCUGGUCGCAGGCAGAACGACCGAGGACGAGGAAUAA